ACAAUCGAACGUGUCUUGGCGAGGCGCUGACAACUCAGCCUUGUAUUAUCUUAGAGUACUAGGGAUAUAUACCUGGACAGUCUGUGAAUGGUUAAGUUACAUAGAGUACUAGGGAUAUAUACCUGGACAGUCUGUGAAUGGUUAAGUUACAAAGAGUACUAGGGAUAUAUACCUGGACAGUCUGUGAAUGGUUAAGUUACAUAGAGUACUAGGGAUAUAUACCUGGACAGUCUGUGAAUGGUUAAGUUACAAAGAGUACUAAGUGCAUUAUCUGGAAGGCAGUGACGGGUGAAUUUCCGUUGAGAACUAGGGAUAUGUGUGGACAGACGGGUUAAGUUACGUUGAGUACUAAAGAUAUAGCUGGCUUUGGAAGGUUAAUACCGUCAGAGAGAAAAGAACUCUAACGAAUCCUUGGCCAAAGACAGCUGUGGACGAGUUAGGGAUCUAUGUACUACAGCUGUGGACGAGUUAGGGAUCUAUGUACUACAGCUGUGGACGAAUUUGGGAUCUAUAUACCUCAGUGUGGACGAGUUUGGGAUCAAAGGCGACGAAUCUGUAGAGCGAUACGUUUGGACAGAAUAGUUAUCUGUCCAGUGAUAGUGUGACGAGUUAUCAGCCCUAACACUUUGUAUUACGUACGGGUAGUCUGGACGGUAGCUGAUAUAGUCGGAUAUAUGCUGAUUGGUCGGCCAUUGAUCAUUAUUGUAUCACAACUUACACCGAGAUGUGAUCAAAUACCCCGGACGUUAAUUUAUGGAGAAUAGCUUACAGGCAAACUGAUUUGUAAAUGUUUGGCCAUUUGGUCAAACAAAUGUUUUAAUGGACCUCUUGACGUAAAUCAAACAAGCUGGACGCUCGCGAUAAUACUGGUUUAAAGGGCACGCGCGAUAUUGUGUACCAAGUCGAUGGCUUGUUGAUGGCAGUAACGUCGUGUGUAAUGACUAACCUGUAAAAGUCACAUACUUGGGCUUCAGAACGUUAUUGUUGAGACGCCUUGACGGAGACAAUAAGCAAUUAAUGCUUUACAGUAACAUAUACUAUUGGAUGACUAUGUGAAUGCCGGUCGAUGCUCGGGUAAAUACCAAUACAAUGGGACCAUUCCACGACCAAAGUCAGAUAAUGGAAUUCCUAGACGAGUCCAUAGCCGGCUCGUCACUUAGAGGCAGCCCGAACAUGUUUGAGGAAGAGCAGUUGAGAUUGGAAUCUGCUUUUUCCGAGUUCAGUCUUGACGAAGACAACACGGAUGAGGGUCGGUUAUCCCGGGCGUUACAAUCCUGGAUGCCAGAUCAUCAGUACUCCAGUAUCAAACCGAUAGAGAAACCCCGAAUACAGCCUAUAUACAGCGGACGUCUCGGGGAACAUAAAUAUCUAAAGAGGUCCUCCAGUGAGGACUCUAUCGUUACCAAACUAUCUUUGUUUUCAUGCUCCACGGACCAUGACCACUAUGAGGAGGAUGUGGCGACCAUACGGAAAAAGAGAAGAAAAAAGAAGACAGUCACUUCCGCAAUUAAGGAAGACACUCUUACGUGGGAAAAACUCGCGGAGACAUACAGAAAUAAGAGAGGUGCUUUCACAAGCUUCAUGAAAACCCAAAACGCGAUAACUAUGGAUAUAUUUACGGGACAAAUACCUGAGGAGAGUGACAUUCAAAAGCUUAUGAAUCCCAAGGAGAGGGCUUCAAUGGCUCGGGUUGGUAAAACUCAAGGGAUUCAACUGGCGGUCAACAAUACGAAAAGUGGUAGCAUGACAAACAUUGAUGAGUCAGGUCGCCCAACGGUGAUGUCGUCAUCUAAGGUCAAAAGAGGCAGAGUAGGGUCCGCGGGCACGAAACCAACGAGUAGAGCUAUUAAUCUAGAGGAAAUAAGACAGCAGCGUGUCAACGAGAAACUAGCUCAGUUACAAAAAGCGAGAAAUAAGAGGUCCCUAGCUCUCAGGAAGCGGACAUCUAUUCCAAGGAAGAUGUCUUUGGCGUCUGAUGUUAGCUCCGAGUUUGCUCCCAACACCCCGUCGGCUCGGUCUUUAUCGCCGGAACCGGAAGAGAGGGUGUCUGUGUGGAAAGGAGAUCGUGAAAUCUUAGAAAUGGAUUUACGGAAGGGAUUAACAGACCGUGCGACAACGAGGAUCAAACACACAACUGCAGCAUUAGAGCGUGUCACUGGGUUCGGGGAGGAGAAUGAAUUCCAACGUACUGUCGGGAGACACGAGGAAUUCCCAUUUCAUAUAACAGAUGACUAUGGAUUACAUCCAAAAAUUGUACAAAGGAUUCGUAUUUCUCCUCAGCUUAGCCACGUCAUACAGACUGAUAUUAAAGUGAGAAUGGGUCGUCCGCGAUAUCACGAGAUUCGGGUCAGGGACAUGGAUAUUUGGAACCGGGGUCAGAAACUUGACCGAGGUCAUACCAACUUGAAGGUUUUUAACUGGUUACAUAGUUUGCGCGAGGACCUGUUUGAGAAGGACAUAGAGUGUGUAGUAGAGGAUAGCCUUCCCACUCGUCAGGAUGAGGUCGGGAUUCUCCACGUGGAGUCGGCGGACGAACCCGACAUUUCGCCGCUAUAUCUAAAAACGUUUAGAUAAUGUUUAGAAGUUUAGGGUGUCGAAAAUGUACAAGUAAAUUGUUCAAGCACAUUACACGUCCAUGAAGGUAUGUGAUGCUUCAUUCUACUGGUGGUUUAUCUUACUUAACCUGAUAAAUAUAUCAGUUUGUUCGAUUACUGACAUACCUUAAUUUGUUUUCCAACAUAUUUUCUCUGAAGAUAAGCUGUUUAUGAUUAAGUUCUCUAAGGAUUAGAUGUUUAUUGCUUAUUUUCCCUAAGGAUUUGCUCUUUAUGGCUUAUUUUCUUUAAGAUAAGCUGUUUAUGGCUUAUGUCCCUUAACGUUUGCUGUUUAUGGCGUAUUUCCCUUAAG
Pecten maximus is the source of this 2904-nucleotide messenger RNA. RefSeq lists its product as uncharacterized. The record is from RefSeq and is a predicted model, not a curated record. Lineage: Eukaryota; Metazoa; Mollusca; Bivalvia; Pectinida; Pectinidae. The transcript has 2 exons. The coding region runs from base 1057 to 2574 and encodes 505 amino acids.